Molecule: messenger RNA, 1020 nt
Organism: Rhizoctonia solani
Lineage: Eukaryota; Fungi; Basidiomycota; Agaricomycetes; Cantharellales; Ceratobasidiaceae
Product: O-FucT domain protein
Exons: 5
Coding region: 1-1020 (339 amino acids)
Source: RefSeq, a predicted model, not a curated record
AUGGCCGGUCAACGGGACGUUCUCAAAAUUCCAUACAACGCGUUGCUCUCUGGUCCAACAUCAGGUAUGCCUUGGGGACCUAAUGACCAACAUCCCCGGGCUGUUAGCCAAAAGUAUUGGGAGGUUGUCUGUCCUGGGUCAGAACGAAGGGUUGUCAAUGCAGACGAAGUCAUGAAACAGGUCGACAGGGAGUCAGAUGGAAUCAAGAUGUUAACAGACUGGGCCAAGCUCAUGAGGGAUAUGCCUGAGAGAUGCGUUGAGAUCCAAGGCACCCAGGUCUUUGACUUCUAUCUUAUUGGCUCCACACGCAUCCUAUCACUCUGGGAGACGUUCAAGAAUCAUCCCACCGUGCGGCUGCUGGAGGACUCGGAGGUCGUCAAGAACGGCGUACGAGAAAACAUGAGCAAGCUGCAAAAGAUCAACGGGGCUCAGCGUCCAUACAUUCCCAAGACCACUGGAACUAUCGAGGGUCUACUGGGCAUUCAUAUCCGGAGAGGAGAUUAUCGUGGAGACCUUGGCAAAGAUAAUGGGCAUUGCUUCGGUCUGGGCAGAUGGGGUGCUACCUACAGCGGAUGGAGCCAGCUGCCGGAAAUGCACGAUAAGUAUGAUUCUCCGUCUCGUGAAGGGGUCGAAGGGGGACAAUAUACACCGGAAAUUAAGGAGUACUACCUCAAACACUGCCUUCCAACCCCUAGACAAGUCAUCGCGCGGAUUCGGGAGAUCCAAAGAGAGAGCCAUACUCACCUUUCGCAUAUAUUCGUUGCAAAUAAUGCCGAGGACGAAUACCUGGCCGAUCUUCGUCAAGAACUCGUCGCGGAUGGGUGGGAAGCAGAUAAUAUCGUGACAAGCAAGGAUUUGAGGUUGAAUUGGCAAGCCACAUCAGUAAGCAAUGUGGUAGAUAUGGCUAUCCUUGCAAGAGCGGAGGUGUUUAUUGGAAACGGAUGGUCUAGUAUGACCAGUAACAUCGUGAUGAGACGUUUGACAACCGGACAAACGCCCGCCAGUACACGGUUGUGGUAG